Molecule: messenger RNA, 2814 nt
Organism: Chaetomium strumarium
Lineage: Eukaryota; Fungi; Ascomycota; Sordariomycetes; Sordariales; Chaetomiaceae
Exons: 2
Coding region: 111-2615 (834 amino acids)
Source: RefSeq, a predicted model, not a curated record
GACACCUCAGGUGACACCGUGGAAGCAGGAACCGAGUCUACACGCAAACACAGCAAGGGAGAACUUAGAAGGAGCAAAGAGCACACCACAGGUUACCACCUACCGCCAACAUGGCACCACGCGCGACGGAGCCGCGCCAUGUGCUCACUGUGCUCAAUCUUGCCCGGCGUAAGGCUCUAUACACGCUCUUGGUCGAGAUCACAGCCUUCAUGCGCUCGCAGAUUGAUUUUCACGAACCCCAGGCCGCAGAAAACGCCCCGGGCGACAAUGCACCGCUGCUGAUUGACCCGUCCGCCGAGAACAGCAUCGUCAUCCCGCCGGCGGGAGCAACACCGGGAGGAGAUGCGGCCCCGCCCAGCCCGGCCCUCGUGCGCCUCCGGGCCGCGGCCGUUGAGCACUUCGACGGCUGGCGGAAGGAUGUCAUGGGGAAGUUCAAGGAGUUGCUGUCCACGCCCGACGACGCUGCCAUCUUGGAGGAGCGCCGCAAGCGCACUGCGCGCAUCGCCCAGGAGGAGCAGCAGCAGCAGCGCCGGACCGGGGAUCACGAUAGGAAUCAGCGAGAGGGCCCGAGCGACGACGAAAGCAUUGCUGAGGCUGUGGCGCGUCUACAGGCCUUCUGGCACCCCAUCCCGACGCGGCUGGCGACGAUUCCCGAGGACGACCGAAAGGAGGCGCUCAGCUGCGUGUUGUUGAUGCUGCUCUCGACGGGGCAUUACUCGGCGAACUCGAGGGCGCUGGCGGUAUAUCUAACGUCGGCGUUGGAGCUGCCCCUAGCUGUCCUGGACGGCGAGGAGGUGGAGAUCGCGAAGUCGCUCGUUGAGCGCUCGACUGACGCUGCCGCGCAGCAGCGCACCAUGUCGGCUGAGGCCGAGGCCGAGAAACGGAAGCAGCAGAACCAGUCGAGUCGUUACUGGAAGGUCGGGCUGGCGUCAGUGGCGGGUGCCGCCAUUAUAGGCGUCACUGGUGGCCUUGCCGCCCCCGUAGUGGCCGGGGCGAUUGGCGGUCUGAUGGGGUCAGUAGGCCUGGGGGGAGUUGCGUCCUUCCUGGGCGUGUUCUGGAUGAACGGUGCUCUGGUUGGGACACUAUUUGGCGCGUUCGGGGCCAGGAUGACGGGUGAAUUGGUCGACCAGUAUGCCAGAGAGGUCAAAGACUUCCGCUUCAUCCCUCUGAAAGACGAAUGGGGCACGAGGACCCCGAGCGAAGACGACAGGCGACUUCGAGUGACCAUCGGCAUCAACGGCUGGCUAACCUCCAAGGACGACGUCACCAAACCAUUCCGGGCUCUGUGCCACGAGUCGGAGGCGUUCGCCCUGCGCUACGAGAUGAAGAGUCUUCUGGGACUGGGCGAGUCCUUGCAGGAGCUGGUCUCUUCAUAUGCGUGGAACACCAUCAAGGUCGAGAUCCUCAAAAGAACUGUAUUGGCGACCCUGUGGUCAGCCCUCUGGCCGGCCUAUCUCUUGUCGAUGGCCAACGCCGUCGACAAUCCCUUCAGUCUCGCUAAGAACAGGUCCGAAAAGGCGGGGGAGAUCUUAGCAGACGCCUUGAUUAACAGGGUGCAAGGUGAGCGCCCGGUCACGCUCAUCGGGUACUCCCUCGGUGCACGGGUGAUCUACUCAUGCCUACGCUCACUGGCUGCGCGGCGUGCUUUCGGUCUCGUCGAUUCCGUCGUGUUCAUCGGCGCCCCGGUUCCAUCGAACAAACGACACUGGGAGAUGAUGCGAACUGUCGUGUCAGGCAAGCUUUUCAAUGUCUAUUCUGAGAACGAUUACCUCCUCGCCUUCCUCUACCGCGCGACCUCCGUCCAGCUCGGUGUUGCUGGUCUGCAGCAGAUCAGGGACGUCGAAGGCGUAGAGAACCUCAACCUCAGCGACGAGGUCCAGGGGCACAUGCGGUAUUCCAAGAUCAUUCCGAAGAUCCUCGCCAAAUGUGGCAUACCCGUGGUCAAUGGUGCCGGUGGCCCCAUCGAGGAGGACGAGGACAUCAUCAAGCUUAAUGACUUGGAUAAGGACAACACGGAUCUCAUCGAUUUUGGCGGCCUUGAUCUCGCGGGUUCGCCCGGGAAGAUCCAACAGCUGCGGACACCUCUGACGCACAGCGCUACGCCAGAGCCCCAGCCCUCCAAGGCUCAGCUCAACAAGCAGCAGACUGCCAUAGUGAGGCCAAAGCCUGCUGCUGUUGCAGCUAGCCAAGAUCUACUAGAUCUCGACUCGCCAGAUAUGGCCUCAUCCACACCAACCAUGACAGCGGAGUCGCGGCCUGCCUCCACUUCCAAACCUCAGACGCAAGCUCACCCACAACAAGAGUCCAGUCUGCAGAGACCGGUGCACUCUGAGCGUGUUCACACGGAGCCCAUCACGCUGAAGAAGGAUGACACGCUCCGGCCAGCGCAUGGGGGGACACCGGAUCGCACAGCUUCCUUCCCGAGUUUCCAACAGCCGGUGUCGCCGGUGCUCAUAUCGUCGCACAGCUAUAGCCCGAAGGACCACGGUUACGAUGAUAAUGGUGAUGAUAGCGAUGAGGACGGCGGAAUUGCAAUCAAGAUGGUGGACAACGAUCAAGAUCAUCUCGCGCACUGCGAUCCAACGCCCAUGGGUGACUUAGCAAGUUGGAGAUGAAGGUCUGUCUACCUACCUAGUUGGGUACCCAGUAUCACUGUAUACCACGCGAGGCACGCAAGAAUAUGGCAAUCACCAGGUGCCUUAUUGGCCGCAUGAUGCGUGGCAAACAGGUACCGCAUAUAUUACGAUGCAAGAAAGGCUUGUUUGAUCUAUCUAUCAAUUGGGCAUCGGGUCCCAUAACUGCCAAGUAUAUCUC